Oppiella nova is the source of this 303-nucleotide messenger RNA. Lineage: Eukaryota; Metazoa; Arthropoda; Arachnida; Sarcoptiformes; Oppiidae. The record is from the annotation of a GenBank genome assembly.
AUGUAUGCGUACGGAAUGCUGGCACCGGAGAUGAAUACGUCUGGUCUUGAAAGUGGAGAUUCAAUUGAAAAGCCUUACAGUCAGGGCUUCAAAGUCCUUUCAAAAAGCGCUGAAAUCGUAUCGCGUGAAUACUGCAAACAAGACUACCGUUCCUCAAAGGGGUUGCCAGUAGUUGCCAACCAAUACACCCAAUACUGUCGAAGUGAUAUAAUUGUCGGCGAUUUUGGACUCAAUCCAAUUGAGCUCAAGGCAAGUGCUCGCAACCAGUUCUCCAUCUCUGACUAUGAGUGCAGUCGCAGAUAG